This is a messenger RNA of Dentiscutata erythropus, 135 nucleotides long. The record is from the annotation of a GenBank genome assembly. NCBI's taxonomy places the organism in Eukaryota, Fungi, Glomeromycota, Glomeromycetes, Diversisporales, Gigasporaceae.
AUGGAGCACAAAAUUUGGAGCUAUUUUACAAAAAUUAGAAUAGUUUCAGAUUAUAAACAACUACAAGUUAAAUGCAAUUAUUGUGAAAAUUUAUGUAAUAAAAAUAUUUUAAGAUGCAAAGGAUAUUUAAAAUAG